AUUAAAGAAAUAAAAGACUUAACAUAAAUCCAAAAGCCCCUAUACCAAGAUGAAAAAACAAUAAUAUUUAUCACAACCCAAAUACGUCCUUUACUUUCUUAAUCAUAUUUGUUAUUCUACAAUCCUUUUCAGUAUAAAUUCUGGCAAAUGCUAACCGGAUUUUUGUGACAGAAACAUCCAUGGAGGAGAACACAGACAAUUUGUUCCGCAAAUUACCUGAUGAGCUUCUUUGUCGCAUCAUUUCUUUUCUUCCUUCUGAGACUGCAUUAGAAACCAGUUUGGUUUCAACUCGAUGGAGAGGUUUAUGGAACCUGGUUUCAGUGAAACAAGGAAAUCUAGAUGGGAUUGCCUGUUCAAUUGCUGAGUUUUUAACCCAUUUUGACAGACUUGAUCCAUUGAAGCAACCAAGGAAGCUUCAAUUUCACUUGGGCAAAGAUAGUACUGUCUUAGCCACGAUUGCAGCCAAUGAUAAACUCCAAGUGGAUUUCUCUACUGUGAAGCAGGAAUUUCCAAAGCAAUUUGAUUGGAAAUUGGUGCUGAUCAACCACCACGAUGUUACCCACCAGCCAUGCCCAUCUAAUUUCUUUGUUAAAACUCUGAAUCUGAAAUCAGUUGGCCAUCUUACUAAUGAGGCUGUUUCUUCCAUGAUGUCAAAGUUUCAGUUCCUUGAGAGCUUGAAAAUCAUUGAGUGCAAUGGGCUGCAAACAUUAUGUGUUGAAUCCACUCCAAAGCUUCAAAACUUAACCAUCUUUGACUGUCCAGAUUUAAUAUCUCUCCGUAUUAGAUCCUCUAAACUCCGAUCUUUUCGUUUCCGAGGUAAACUCCCUAGGAUUACACCUGAAUAUCAUUUUAACCUGGUGGAUGCCAUGCUUGAUUGCAGACAAGGUCCUGGAUACGGUGGUUUCAAAAGCAGUGACUUUGAUCCUGCUCUAUUAACCAUAAAGAAUGCUGAAGUUCUAACACUAUGUAGAUGGACUUUCGAGGCAUUGAUCUGGCCAGGAAUUUCUCCAUUAAAAGGGAACUUCCAAUUCUAUAAACUGAAAGAACUAUGGUGGAUUGAUUCUUCAAAAGAUGGAUACUGUGCUGAUGCCUUGAUCUACUUUCUCAAGCUCUGUCCUGCUUUGGAGAGACUCUUUGUAACUAUUGAUGAAAAAAGCUAUUGUAUUCCAAUCAUGGCCACAUGCACAAAAGAAGUUGAUAGGCAUACAAAAUUGGGUCAUGUAAAAGUGGUUAAAUUGGAUGGAUUUACAAAGCAAGAGGAUGAGAUCUCAUUGCUAAAGCAUAUAAGAGAGCUAGUCAAAGUAGAUCCACUCACCAUAACAUCAUCCAACGAGAAUUGUUUUCGGAGUUCGGUUAAGGAAUCUCCAUAUCAGCCAAAAUUCUGUAGCAAUUUUCUAAUGGAAGCACCCUGGUCAGAGGGAAGGAAGAAUUCAGAUCAUUUUGAAGAAGUCAACGAUAUUAAUAAUUUGUGCCCAAAACAUGCUCAAAUGGGUCUAAUGGCUCCAAAAUUUGGGCAGAUUUGAUUUGUCUCUAUCCAAAAGGUACUCAGUUUUUGUCAUGCACCCAACAAUUGGAGUGCAGGAUGCUAAAAGCUAAGAUGGUGGAUUAGAAACUUUGUAGGAAUUGCAAAUUGUGACAAGCACAAUGCUUAGUUUUCGAAAAAUCAUUUCAAUUGUUACUUAAGGCUCCUCUCAGUGUAAAAUGAGCUUGUAAAAUGUGUCAAACACUUGUCAAAAAAAAAAAAAAAAAAAAAAAACACUAUGCACUUUCAAUGAAACUU
Ziziphus jujuba (common jujube) is the source of this 1780-nucleotide messenger RNA. Its product is annotated as F-box protein At2g39490. The record is from RefSeq and is a predicted model, not a curated record. NCBI's taxonomy places the organism in Eukaryota, Viridiplantae, Streptophyta, Magnoliopsida, Rosales, Rhamnaceae. The coding region runs from base 180 to 1523 and encodes 447 amino acids. Gene Ontology annotation, molecular function: protein binding. The transcript has 3 exons.